Arachis duranensis is the source of this 1254-nucleotide messenger RNA. Its product is annotated as serine/threonine-protein phosphatase 7 long form homolog. The coding region runs from base 1 to 1254 and encodes 417 amino acids. The record is from RefSeq and is a predicted model, not a curated record. NCBI's taxonomy places the organism in Eukaryota, Viridiplantae, Streptophyta, Magnoliopsida, Fabales, Fabaceae. Gene Ontology annotation, biological process: meristem maintenance; meristem development. The transcript has 3 exons.
AUGGGGGACGAUCCGACACGGUUAUAUCGCUUGGACGGAGUCGCUCAUAUAGCCGGGGUCAUCAACGAGGAGCCCCAGCGAUGCAUUAGGAGCAUGCGGCGGCAGCAGGGCAUGCGACUUGAUGACAGAUACGUUCCGUACUUGCAGAUGGCAGGUCUAUACCAUCUUACAAGGCUGAACGACCGAUGGUUCCGGCUAGACGAAGCCCUUGUCAGUGCAUUCGUGGAGCGAUGGCGUCCCGAGACGCACACCUUCCAUAUGCCGUUCGGAGAGUGCACGAUCACACUCCAGGACGUGGCAUACCAGCUGGGUUUGCUAGUGGACGGCCGUUACGUGAGCGGGUGCUUGUCAGAGUUUCAUAUAUACAUCGAGGGUGGCCGUCCAUCCUGGGUCUGGUUCCAGGAGUUGCUCGGAGUUAUACCUCCUCCCAGUCAGGUUCAGAAGUACGCAGUGAACUGCAGCUGGUUUCAGGAGACUUUCGGUGAGUGCCCUGAGGAUGCAGAUGAUGACACUGUGCGCCGAUAUGCCCGUGCGUAUAUCAUGAUGUUGUUGGGCACGCUACUAUUUGCGGACAAGUCAGGGAACCGGAUUCACAUCAGAUGGCUUCCGUACGUAGCGAGGCUGGAGGAGCUGGGUACCUACAGCUGGGGUUCUGCCGCACUGGCUUGGUUGUACCAGUGCAUGUGCCGAGUGGCGAACAGACAUGUCGUCAAGUUAGCGGGCCCGCUUCAGCUACUUCAGUCUUGGAUCUUUUGGCACUUUCCUCGGUUUAGGCCUGCAGGAUAUGAGGAGUUGAUAUACAUAACUGCUUGCCCUGACAAGGGUGAGUUCCUUUUGCAGUUUAUAUGGAUGCCGUACAGUAGCCCCGACGUACUUCAGGUUGUGCAUCCAGAGGUUUUGGAGCCUCGGCAUAUGGCGUUGUGGCGCUCUGUGACCGCGCUGAUCUACUUUGCUGUCAUAGAGUGGCAUCAGAUAGAUCGUGUUCUUCCGCAGUUUGGAGGGGUACAGCCCCCUCCGCAUCCCGCCCUGAACAUUGACUUUCUGAUGUCCAAGGACGGGAGAGGCGGCGAUCGAUGGUUCCCGUCUACUUUGCAGAAGUGGCAUCUCCUUUGGGACUCUCGUCAGGACUGUGUGCUGAGGUUCGACGUUGUUGCCGACCCCGGACCGUCGCAUGCGUUCCUUGAUUGGUGGAGUCAGCAUGGGAAGAGGUUCUUGUCUCCGGAGACGCAGUUGGGGAUCCUAGAGCAGUUCUGA